UUUCUUUCCGAUGCAAUUCACCUAGCUCAGCUGAAUAAUGGAAACUACCGCCAUCACCAUUACCGGCGCCGGCUCUCUACGGCUGUUCUCUCCUUUCAAAACCAAACAACCUUCUUUCCGUCGGCUCCACCGAUGCUCAAUUUCCCCCAAGAAUGGUAAUAAUAGCGACGGAAAACUCAACAGGGAAAGCGAUCUCAAUUCCGAUUCAGCCCUCGCCCCAAUUUUAAGAAACGGAACUCUCUCCAACGAUGAUGCGAUGGCGCUGGUGCUUAGUGCCGCAAACGUGGGCGGGUGGACGACCGGGUCGGGUAUGGAAGGCCCGCCCGUUCCCGCCGGUUCAGAUUCUGAUUCCGUUACGGAGCGUGUGUCCACUUUCCCCUGGUCGCUCUUCACCAAAUCCCCUCGGCGUCGGAUGCGCGUGGCCUUCACUUGCAACGUCUGCGGCCAGCGCACCACUCGCGCCAUCAAUCCUCAUGCCUACACCGACGGCACCGUAUUCGUUCAGUGUUGUGGUUGCAAUGUUUUUCAUAAGCUGGUGGACCAUUUGAAUCUAUUCCAUGAGAUGAAGUGCUACGUGAAUUCGAGUUUCAAUCCAAAUCCAAAUGAUAACAUGAACAUCAAAUAUCUGGACAUGGACGAGGACAGCACCGACAAUACUUUUCCGCCUUUCUGAAAGGAACGCCCUGAGACAUUAUUAGAAAGCUUCACCUCUUGGAUUCAAGUUGCAAGAGUCAGGUAUUUCUAUAACCUAUUAUAUGCAUGUUAUAUUGAUGGUUAUAGGUAUGUAUGCCUCUGCUAAUUCUACUUUUUGUAUGUGAACUAAUUACUCUUAGAUUCUGUUUCGAACCAUGGAAUUGAGAGUGUGGACUUGGAAUUGGAGUUUUUCAUUUCAAAUCCGUUGUUUGGUAACGCCAAAAUGUUUGAAAUUUAGAAUUGAACUACUGUAACACCCAUGCGAUACACAUACCUUAUAUGUGUUCAUAUUCUAGCCAACUCACUUCAUUUCAA
Molecule: messenger RNA, 1008 nt
Organism: Salvia splendens (bonfire salvia)
Lineage: Eukaryota; Viridiplantae; Streptophyta; Magnoliopsida; Lamiales; Lamiaceae
Exons: 4
Coding region: 38-673 (211 amino acids)
Biological process (GO): protein stabilization; protein import into mitochondrial matrix; protein folding
Cellular component (GO): mitochondrion
Molecular function (GO): protein-folding chaperone binding; zinc ion binding
Source: RefSeq, a predicted model, not a curated record